Messenger RNA from Lethenteron reissneri (Far Eastern brook lamprey), 3758 nucleotides. Its product is annotated as nephrocan-like. The record is from RefSeq and is a predicted model, not a curated record. Gene Ontology annotation, molecular function: protein binding. NCBI's taxonomy places the organism in Eukaryota, Metazoa, Chordata, Hyperoartia, Petromyzontiformes, Petromyzontidae.
CUUACAUAUAAGGGCAAAUAUCUGGAAGCGCUCUUUUGUGUUAUAAUUGAGCGGGCGGCUGCAUAUAAACUUCCCAUCGUGGCCAAAGUCUUGGAUUUAGUGGAGGGAAACUCGUCGUCUGCGGGUUCUUUGCAAGCGAGUGAACCGCAGGUGGACUGAGCGAACGCGGACUGCUCGCGACAUGCGAGCAACGUGCACGCACCCAGAGCAUCGCGCUCUGCUCCCGCUGCUGCCACCGCUGCUGCUGCCACCGCUGCUGCUGCUGGUGGUGGUGGCGGUGGCUCCGUGUGGGGCGAGCGCAGUGGAGGGAUGCGCUCGAGGCUGCGCGUGCGAGGCGGGCGAGGCGGGCGCCAGCGCUCGGUGCUUCCGACUGAGCAGCGUCCCGAGCGAGCUACCCGCGGGCGUGCGGCGACUCGAGUUGCAGCACAACAGCAUCCGUCGCUUGCAGCCGUCCGACUUCCGCUCGUUUCCCACACUCGAGUCGCUCUUCCUGUCGUCGUGCGGCAUCGAGCUCGUGGAGGACGGCGCCUUCCUGCCGCUGCGCUCGCUGCGCACGCUCGACCUCGCCGGCAACCGCUUGCAGGCCGUGCCGCGCCGACUCCCGCCGGGCCUCGACACGCUGCGCCUGCACGACAACCGCAUCGACGGGGUGCGGCCGCCCGAUCUCGCGGGCCUGCGCUCCCUGCGAGUGCUCGAGCUGCACGGAAACCGCAUCGGCGCGCUCGACCCGGCCGCGUUCGCGACGCUCGCGAGCCUCGCCUCGCUGCGCCUCGACGGCAACGCCAUCGAGGCGCUCGGCUCGACGGCGCUGCCCUUGCCCCGGCUCGUCGCGCUCAAGCUCGACGGGAACCGGCUGGCGUCGCUGCCGGCGACGUUCUUCGGCGCGGCGCGGAGCCUCCGCUCCGUCGGCCUCGCGCACAACCGGCUGCGCAGGUUCCCCGCCGGCUUGCCGGCGAGCGCCGAGACGCUGGCGCUGGAGGGCAACCAGAUCCGGGCGAUCCGGCGCGCCGACGUCGCGCACCUCGUCCGCCUCCGGGAGCUGAACGUCGGCGAGAACCGGUUGUCGUCCAUCGAGGACGGAUCGUUCUCGGAGCUGCGCGCCCUCGUGUCGCUGGAGCUGCCGAGGAACCAGCUGCGAGCGCUGCCCGCGGGGCUGCCCCCGCAGCUGCAGAAGCUUGAUUUCCGCUACAACGCGGCGACGAGCGUGUCGCGCGCCGACCUGUCGGCGCUGUCCGAGUUGCGGCACCUGCUGCUGGAGAACAACAACAUCAGCGCGGUGGAGACGGACGCGCUCUACGGCUGCGGCAAGCUGUCGGACGUCGCCCUGGAGCAGAACCAGCUGACCUCCAUUCCCGUCAGGCUGCCCGAGUCGGUGACCCGCCUUGACCUGAAGGGCAACUCCAUCGCGAGCGUGCGCGCCUCCGAGCUGGCGCCGCUGCACCGCCUGCGCGUGCUCAACCUACGCGACAACCGCCUCUCGACGCUGCCCGCCGCCGCGCUCACGCCGGCGCUCAACCUGCGGCGCGUCUACCUCGACGGCAACCCGUGGCGCUGCGACUGCGCUCUCGCCGAGACGCGUCGCGCCCUCGUGCGCCGCCGCCGCGCCGAGGUGCGCGCCGGCGUCUGCCGGUCCCCGCCGGCGCAGGCUGGACGCAGCUGGCUCGACAGGGCGGCGGUGGCAGCGGCGGCGGAGGUGGGGGCACCCGGUGGGGCACCUGGUUGCGACGGCGGCGAAGAGGGCGGCGAUGCGGAGGACGAGCAGUCGGCGGGGGCGCAAGACGGCGAGUACUACUACGACUACGACAACACGGACGAGUACUGAGGGGAGGCGCGGACACUCCGGGGGGUGGGGAGGGAGUUCGCUACCUCGUCCUGUUUCGCGAGAUCGUUCAUCUAUAUGAGGUGGCCAUCUUGGGGAAAAGUCAUCUUCUAGGUUCUUUCGGUAAAGUCACGUAGAAUGGAAAUAAUAAAACAACAAAAAUAAAACAUAAUUAAACAAUUCUCACGACGUUUCGGCCACAACGCAAGCAGCCGUCCUCAGGUGAAGAACAGGUCUGUCGAGAAGACAGAGUCUGAAUGACACACCCCAGGCUUGGAGCGUCUAUUUAAGCUGUGACUUUACCGAAAGAACCAAGAAGAUGAAUCCCUGCAGUCACGAAAGCUUUAAAUCGAAAUUGGGGAAAAGUGUUAAGUCUUCCCGGGGCAUUAAACAUUUAACAAUCGCGGUUUUUGUUGUAUUCGUUGUGUGACAAUACAACACUCAAGAUAAUCAGUUUCUGGUAAUGUGAGACGUUCUUCUACCAAUGAUAUGUCCCAGUUUUUUUUGACCUAAGAGGUGGCAAACCUCGCGUCCAACACUCCUGUGCGUUACGGCGAUUAUAGUCAGGGCAUAAUUCUAGCCAUGGUCUUGUCCGAGGCGAUGGCCUGGAAAAUACUUCUGUGCCCAGGCAGAGCACAUUCAUCACAGCUCUGGCUGUGGCUACCCUACGGUCCGGUUUCUAUGCCUAUUCCAGUCAGUAGACCGGCGACCCGGAAUGCACAGUGAGAAAUGAAGCCCUGAUAAUUGUUUUUUUACCUUUCUAUCUGGCAACAAAACUGACACCUUUUUUUACAAGGAGUCAUAGACCACAAUACCUGCAGCCAUAAUGCAAACAAAAAACAUAACUCUGAUAAUAUAUGCACUGUCCUUGAAGUUGAUUGGUCCACACCCGAGACAGCUUUCCUUAGAGCCUAGUCUCACAUGGGUUGGACCAGGUGACGCCAAAAGGCACACAACUCAAAGACAAUGCACCAUCAGAGUAUGAGAGAUCGGGGAAGCAUUUACACCAUUGGAACCUCAUUUGCCAGUAAAAAAUAUGAUUGGUUUUUUACCCUUCUAUCUGGCAACAAAACUGACACCUUAUUAUCAGAGUUAUGUUUUUUGUUUGCAUUAUGGCUGCAGAUAUUGUGGUCUAUGUAAACAUGACUCAUUGUAAAAAAAGGUGUCAGUUUUGUUGCCAGAUAGAAGGGUAUAAAAACCAAUUAUCAUAUUUUUUACUGGCAAAUGAGGUUCCAAUGGUGUAAAUUAAGUCCCUGUUUAUAGCGGUGGGCGCCUGAAUAUUGGGCAGUGUUCAUUUUUUGGCCGACUUUAUUGUGGGAUCCAGAGGUUUUUUUGUAUUAAAACACAAGGGGGCAUACGAAGCUUUGCUAGCAUCUGAGGGCCAUUGUUGCCAAAGUUAGGAAUAGUGAAACGUAUGUGGAUUGUUUUACAAAUUAACACGGUGGGCACGCCGAAUGUCAAUGUUUAAUCAAGCGGGGUGCCGGUAAUUUUAGCUCAAUUGGUUGCUGGGUUGAUAAUGUGCCUGCUGGGCCAAAUAAUUAUUUGGCUUGAUAAUUGUCUGCGGGUGACUGAGCGCUCAUCUGCGGAUCUCAGACCAAAUGUGCUUAUAUAUUGAAGGUAGUUAGUAAUUUUACACACGAAGCAUUAAUUAUAUUUCUGCAGUAUUUUCUACGGUUGUUUUGUUUAUACUAAUAAACUUACGUUUUUACGUUAGUUAAGGGCAUGUAACUCAUCGCAGAUUAGUACAUGUUUUAUUUAGCCUUAGUUAAACAAAAUAUCAGUAGUUAUUUACCAAUGCAUACGUGAAGUACUUUGGCUGUUAGUGGUAAAGUUGACUUUGCCUUUUCGAAAAUAUCAUCAUUUGUAGAAGCAUAAUUGAUCUUUCUACGAUUUCUGUAAAGUUUGUAUUUUUCAUUAAUAAAAGGAAUCAAACGGAGAA